UUUCACCACUCCCACUUGUCUCUGCUUCUUUUCUCUCUUUAAUACUUUUAAAACAAAUUUAGCAAAACCAUCUGUGAUUUUCCGAGGAUGAAGUAAACUAUGGGUUUCUUCGGACGACUGUUCGGUAGUAAGAAGAAGCAGGAGAGGUCAUCACCGACGAAUAACAACAGACGAAGGUGGAGCUUCACCACCAGAUCCUCAAAUCCCGCGUCGUCUUCUCAUCCAAGCAAGAGACGUUCAAGUGAAGGAAUCUUGGAGGCUAACCAGCAUGCAAUAGCCGUCGCAGCUGCCACUGCUGCUGUAGCCGAAGCGGCACUAGCAGCUGCUCACGCGGCGGCGGAGGUCGUGAGGCUUACCGGAAGAGGAAGUGGUAGAACCUCGUCGGUAACUCAAACCAAUCGGAAUAACCGUCGGUGGAGUCAGGAGUAUGCAGCGGCGAUAAAGAUUCAAUCAGCUUUCCGUGGCUACUUGGCGAGGAGGGCGUUGAGAGCAUUGAAAGCGUUAGUGAAGCUCCAAGCAUUAGUUAAAGGGCAUAUAGUGAGGAAACAAACAGCUGAUAUGCUGCGUCGGAUGCAAACGCUGGUCAGACUCCAAGCUCGAGCUCGAGCAUCGCGUUCUUCUCACGUUUCAGAGUCACUCUCAGAGGCUGAAUACAUCAAGCUCAUUGCAAUGGACCAUCAGUACCAUAACAAUCGUUCUCAGAUGGGUUCGAGUCGUUGGAACGCACCGCUGUACAACGAAGACAAUGACAAGAUCCUAGAAGUAGACACAUGGAAACCUCACUUCCCUUCCUACCAUAAGGAGUCGCCAAGGAAAAGAGGAUCUCUCAUGGCCCCGACAAGUGUGGAUAACAGUCCACAAGUAAGGUCUAGACCAGGAAGCAGCAGCGGUGGCGGUUCAAGGAGAAGAACGCCGUUCACACCGACGAGAAGCGAGUACGAGUACUAUUCUGGGUAUCACCCUAACUACAUGGCUAACACCGAGUCUUACAGAGCAAAAGUCCGGUCACAAAGUGCACCAAGACAGAGACUUCAAGAGUUCUCUUCAGAGAGUGGAUACAAGAGGUCAGCGCAGGGACAGUACUACUACUACACAGCGGCCGCAGAGCGAUCGUUUGAUCAGCGUUCGGAUUAUGGAGGGGUUUCUUUCUGAUCAGUUAGGUCGAAACCAAAGUGAGUUCUUCAUUUCCCAAUGCUGAUCCUGUUUUUUUUUUAAUAUAGUUGAAAGGAUUUUUUUAAAAAAGUGAGUGGAAUGUGUAAAGUAGAGUUCGAGAUACAAGUGCAGACAGUGAUCAAUCAAUGUUCUGUAUUUUGUCUUUUGACUGGAUCCUACGGUACAGAUCUCGUACCAACAGGUCCACAUUUGUCUGAUAAAAAAAAGUUCAAUAA
Raphanus sativus (radish) is the source of this 1388-nucleotide messenger RNA. RefSeq names its product protein IQ-DOMAIN 24. NCBI's taxonomy places the organism in Eukaryota, Viridiplantae, Streptophyta, Magnoliopsida, Brassicales, Brassicaceae. Bases 100 to 1152 code for a protein of 350 amino acids. The record is from RefSeq and is a predicted model, not a curated record. The transcript is spliced from 2 exons. Gene Ontology annotation, molecular function: protein binding.